Molecule: messenger RNA, 2251 nt
Organism: Pollicipes pollicipes
Lineage: Eukaryota; Metazoa; Arthropoda; Thecostraca; Pollicipedomorpha; Pollicipedidae
Product: obg-like ATPase 1
Cellular component (GO): cytoplasm
Molecular function (GO): ATP hydrolysis activity; ATP binding; GTP binding
Source: RefSeq, a predicted model, not a curated record
AAUUCACUGUCACCAUGCCUCCGAAGAAAGCUCUCCCGUCCGAGAAGAAGGCGCUGAUCGGGCGCGUGGGCACCAACCUCAAGGUCGGCAUCGUCGGCCUGCCGAACGUCGGCAAGUCGUCCUUCUUCAAUGUCCUCACCAAGUCGCAAGCGCAGGCGGAGAACUUCCCCUUCUGCACCAUCGACCCGAAUGAGAGUCGCGUGCCGGUGCCCGACGCCCGGUACGACUUCCUGGUGGAGCACUACAAGCCGGCCAGCAAGGUGCCAGCCUUCCUGAACGUGACGGACAUCGCCGGCCUGGUGAAGGGCGCCAGUGAGGGACAGGGCCUCGGCAACGCGUUCCUCUCGCACAUCAAGGCCUGCGACGCCCUCUUCCAUCUAUGUCGCGCGUUUGACGACGAUGACGUGACACACGUGGAGGGCGAGGUGGAGCCUGUGCGCGACCUGGCCAUCAUCAACGAGGAGCUGCGGCUCAAGGAUGAGGCCUACCUGCUGCCCUUCAUCGAGAAGUUCGAGAAGAACGUGCUCCGCUCGGACAAGAAGGCCAAGCCCGAAUAUGACAUCCUCCUCAAGAUCAAGUCUGUUCUAUGCGAAGACAAAAAACAUCUGCGCUUCCAGGAGUGGAACGCCAAUGAGAUCGAGGUGCUAAAUAAGCACCUGUUCCUGACCGCCAAACCCGUCAUCUACCUGGUGAAUCUCUCCGAGAAGGACUUCAUCCGGAAGAAGAACAAAUGGCGCGUUUGACGACGAUGACGUGACACACGUGGAGGGCGAGGUGGAGCCUGUGCGCGACCUGGCCAUCAUCAACGAGGAGCUGCGGCUCAAGGAUGAGGCCUACCUGCUGCCCUUCAUCGAGAAGUUCGAGAAGAACGUGCUCCGCUCGGACAAGAAGGCCAAGCCCGAAUAUGACAUCCUCCUCAAGAUCAAGUCUGUUCUAUGCGAAGACAAAAAACAUCUGCGCUUCCAGGAGUGGAACGCCAAUGAGAUCGAGGUGCUAAAUAAGCACCUGUUCCUGACCGCCAAACCCGUCAUCUACCUGGUGAAUCUCUCCGAGAAGGACUUCAUCCGGAAGAAGAACAAAUGGCUGGUUAAGAUCAAGGAGGCUGUGGAGCAGAGCGACCCGGGCGCACUGAUCGUGCCCUUCUCAGCCGCCUUCGAGAACAAGGUGAUCGACAUGUCGCCUGAGGAGAAGAAAGCGUUUGAGGAGGAGACCAAGGCCAACAGUCAGCUGGAGAAGAUCAUCGUGGCCGGCUACAAGGCGCUGCAGCUGCAGUACUUCUUCACCUGCGGUCCGGACGAGGUCAAGGCCUGGACCAUCCAGGCCGGGACCAAGGCGCCCCAGGCUGCUGGCCGGAUUCACACAGACUUCGAGAAGGGUUUCAUCAUGGCCGAGGUGAUGAAGUACAAGGACUUCCACGAGCUAGGGUCGGAAGCUGCCGUCAAGGCGGCCGGAGGCUACCGUCAGCAGGGCAAGACGUACGUCGUCGAGGACGGCGACAUCAUCUACUUCAAGUUCAACGCUGGCGCUGGGCUGAGUGGCAAGAAAAAGUGAACGCGCGCGCGCGCACGAGAUUGCCCUAGGAUUGGAAUUGUUGUCCAUGAAGUGUGCGCGGCUGGUGUUUUGAGGCGGCCGCGCGGCUGGGGAGGCGCACCCCGCGGUGUGACAUGCGCCGUCAGUGAUGCGGGGAGUGCGCCGGUGACAGGCUAUUAGCAUGUUUCGGGCGGUGGCGGCUGGCAUCGGGCCAGGCCCGGGUUGUGGGCCGCACGCCGCCUGCAGCAGCUGCAGCCCCGGCUGGCCGGCACGCGCAGCCCGGCUCCCAGUUGGCGGGCGGCGCUCGUUAGAGUCCCGCUUGUCAGUCGUCGCCGCCCGUCCGGAAAGGACGAUCGCCCGACCGACGGCGAGGCGACGCUGACGGCGCGCGCGCGCUAAACGGGCCGCGCCGGCUGCGAACCGCAACGCGCAGAUGAUGCAUUGCAUGGGAUGCAGGGGUGGUUGGGGUUUCGAAAGGGCGUGCGAUCUGGCCACACAUUACUAACCUGGUAAACGACGUGCUGAGUCCCAUUGGUGACUAAGGUUAUUUGCCCAGUAUCUGCGCUUGACCUAGUCGGCGUGGCCUGCGUAAUUUCAUAAAUCCUAUUAAACUAAUCGUUACACUGUUUUCUAAACGAGCAUGUGGCCUAAUUACGCUGUGUUUUUUGCGUUGUGUGGCUUAACUUUCAAAACUGCGAAAUAUAUUUCUUGCGGGGUUGUA